Molecule: messenger RNA, 1506 nt
Organism: Linum tenue
Lineage: Eukaryota; Viridiplantae; Streptophyta; Magnoliopsida; Malpighiales; Linaceae
Source: the annotation of a GenBank genome assembly
GCGGAAAUGGAAGCUGGAAGGGAAGAAGAGAAGUACGUGGACUGGAGAGGGCACACGGCCAAUCCUAAGAAGCACGGGGGGGUUUCCGCCGCCGCCUUCACCUGUGUUGUGGAGGCGCUGGAGAACAUGGUGUUCCUGUCCAACGCCACGAAUUUCGUGUCGUAUUUCACAAAGUCAAUGCACUACUCCACCGCCCACGCCGCCAACAUGGUCACCAAUUUCAUGGCCACCUCCUUCCUCCUCACCGUCGUCGGCGGCUUCGUCACCGACUCUUUCCUCAACAGGUUCUGGACCUUCAUCGCUUCCUGCACCACCGAACUCCUGGGAAUCAUGCUGCUGACCAUCCAAGCCGAGCAGAGCCGGCUCCAGCCGCCGCCAAACGAAACUCCCUCGGCUUCUCAGGCGGCCAUCCUGUACGGCGGGCUGUACGCGAUUGCGGUGGGCUUCGGCGGGAUCAAGGCUUCCCUGCCGGCCCACGGCGCUGACCAGCUGGACCAUGGGAACCAGGCCCGUAUCUCUGCCUUCUUCAACUGGUUCUUCUUUUCGCUCUGCAUUGGGGGCCUGGUGGCGUCGACUUUCAUGAUAUGGGUCCAGGAGAAUCUGGGCUGGAAGUGGGGGUUGAGGCUGUCGCUUAUUGCUUUGAGCUCCGCGCUCUGCGUUUUCGGAAGUGGGUUCCCCAUCUAUCGGUUCAGACGGCCCACCGGAAGCCCAAUAACAAGAAUCCUCAAGCGGUUCGUAAUUGGAGAGCCUCCCAUGUUCCUCGACAAAGCGGCCGUUGAUGGCACCGUAACCAGCCCGGAGGUGGAGGAAACAAGGUCCUUUCUCCGGCUGCUCCCAAUCUUCGGCAGCACAAUCAUGAUGAGCUGCUGCCUCGCCCAGCUCCAGACAUUCUCCGUGGAGCAAGGAAGCGUCAUGGACAGGAAACUCCGCGGCGGAUUCCUAAUCCCGACGCAGUCGCUGUCGGCUUUCUCUCUCGUCGUCAUACUGUCGUCCAUCCCGUUCUACGAGUACGUCAUCAAGUCGUCUCGAGCCACGGCGUGGCUCGAGAUCUACCGCCCGCUCAAGCGGAUAGGCCUGGGCCUGGCCCUCGCCUCGGCCUCGAUGGCUGUGGCUGCAGCCGUCGAGGUCGAAAGGAGGCGAUCGGCGGCCGCGGUCGACGACGACUCGACGAGGAGGCUGUCGGUUUUUUGGCUCAGCUGGCAGUUUCUAUUCCUAGGGGUGUCGGAUAUGUUGACUCUUGGAGGGAUGCUUGAGUUCUUCUACUCACAGGCGCCAAACAGCAUGAGGAGCAUGUGUACGGCAUUGGCUUGGGCCUCUACUUCGAUGGGCUUUUUCCUCAGCUCGCUUCUUGUGACGCUAACGAACAAGAUCUCGGGCCGGUUUGGGGACGAGUGGCUGGGUGGGCACGACCUGAACCAGAACCGGUUGGACCUGUUUUAUGCGGUUCUUUGUGUUUUGAACUCGGUGAACCUGGUUAACUAUGUGUUUUGGGCUAAGAGGUACUAG